This is a messenger RNA of Sander lucioperca (pikeperch), 4195 nucleotides long. It is a transcript of the gene malt1, whose product is annotated as MALT paracaspase 1. The record is from RefSeq and is a predicted model, not a curated record. The transcript is spliced from 17 exons. Bases 184 to 2667 code for a protein of 827 amino acids. Gene Ontology annotation, molecular function: cysteine-type endopeptidase activity. NCBI's taxonomy places the organism in Eukaryota, Metazoa, Chordata, Actinopteri, Perciformes, Percidae. Gene Ontology annotation, biological process: proteolysis.
GACUAGCUACGUUGGGGGAAAACCCAAGACAGUGCAGAAGUAGGUGUGUCUGUAACUUUUAACAUUUCUUCCAGGAAGUCGAAUUUUUGUCUUGAAGUUAAGUGUUGUCUGGUGUAACCGGGUGUAACACCAGUGUCUCCAGCCUGUUAGAAACGCGUUGAUAAGCUUUUCUUGCUGGCCGUCAUGUCGGACUCUUUGGACCGGUCCACCAAGAUCAACUUGUUGAAAGAGCCGGUUGUGAAGAAGCUCUGUGAGGUGUUGGAAAAGUCCAGCAACAGAGGAUGGCGAAAACUUGGAGAGAUAGUCGGCAAUGACAGACGUAUUAAAGUCAGCUCAAACGACAUGGAGAUGUGCUCUCUGAAGGUGUUGGAGCUGGAGGGAAGCCCGAGCCGCAUGUUGCUGAGGCUGAUGGGAGAACGAGGCUGUACCACAGGUCAACUGGUUGACUACCUCCAAACUCUCGGCAACUCAGAGGCCCUGCAGUGCCUCAGACCAUCAGCCCUUCAGAUCCUCAUUCAGCCCCAGUCGGUGGCUCUCAUAUCUGGCCACAAUCUUCGCCUGAGCUGCCACGCUGUGGGCAAAUCUCCAGUACAGUACCAGUGGUUCAAGACCAAGGAAGAGGUGCCAAACAGCUUCUCUCCAGACCUGGUGAUAAGUCCAGUCCAUCUGAAGGAUGCUGGCUUUUACAUCUGCAGGGUCAACUGUGGAGAUACUUUUGAAUUCAGCCAGUGGGCUCAGGUAGACGUCCUGAAUGUCACCAUGUCUUGCGGGCAGAGUUAUCAUUCCUUAGAGGGUCGGCUGAAGUUGGUGAUCCAGCCCCAGUCCCAGCGGCUAAAUGUUGGGGAAACCCUGCAGCUGGAGUGUGGAGCCGUGGGACGGCCGAUCCCUCGAUACCAGUGGCACAGAAAUGGAGUUCCGGUCCCCAACGCCACAAAGAGGAAGCUCACGAUUCCUCACUUGAUGCAGGAUCAGCACGGCCGGUAUCGUUGUGAGAUCAGCAGCAGCACCGAGAGAAUGUGGACCAAUGAAGUAGACGUUGUUAUCGCACCGAGGAUAUCUGUCCAGAUUUCAGUGGCAACGGAGUGCUCUGAAGAUGAUGUUUACGCCAUUGGAGGAGGUUCCAGUGAAUUGUUCCUAAAUAGUAUUCCAGAACAACUUUAUGCGACUGACAAAGUGGCCCUGCUGAUCGGCAAUCUGUCUUACCAGAACCACCCGCAGCUCAAAGCUCCCAUGGUGGAUGUGUACGACCUCACCAACCUCCUGCGACAGCUAAACUUCCAGGUGGUUUCACUGCUGGACCUCACAGAGCAAGAGAUGAGAAACGCUGUCGACGAGUUCCUGUUGCUGCUUCACAAAGGAGUCUAUGGUCUGCUGUACUACGCUGGUCACGGAUAUGAGAACUACGGAAACAGUUUCAUGGUGCCGGUAGACGCACCAAACCCGUACCGGUCAGCCAACUGUUUAUGUGUGCAGAGCAUCCUAAAACUGAUGCAGGAGAAGGAGACGGGCCUCAAUGUUUUUCUGCUGGACAUGUGCAGGAAGCGGAAUAUUCAUGAUGACAGCGCUCCAAACAUUGUCCUAAGGGUUACGGCCAACAUUGUCUUUGGAUACGCUACGUGCCAGGAUGCCGAGGCCUUCGAGCUGAGUUCCAGCGGCUUCACCAACGGCGUGUUUGUGAAGUUUUUAAAGAAGCGGCUGCUAGACGAUGAGAAGAUCACCGUGGUGCUGGACAGAGUCGCUGAGGACAUGGGUCAGUUUGACGCUACGAAGGGGAAGCAGGCUCUAGAGAUCCGCAGUAGCCUGUCGGAGAGGAGAGCUCUGAGCGAUCCUAUCCAGCCCGGCGACAGCGCUGAUCUUGCUCACGCUCGCAGCCUCCAGUGGUCAAAGACUCACGAGCUUCCUGAGAGUAUGUGCCUCAACUUUGACUGCGGGGCUCAGAUCAAGUUGGGCUUCGCUGCAGAGUUCUCCAACGUGCUCGUCAUUUACACUCACAUCAUUAAGAAGCCCGAGGACAUGUCCCUCUGCCAGGCUCACGUCACCGACUUCUCACAGGACCUUGAUGUGGAUCCUAAAGAGAUGAACAGAGAGACUCCAGAGGAGACGGGCAUCUACCUUCUGUCCAGCAACCUGCCGCAGCACUGUCUUUACACUAGAGUCAGCUCACUGCAAAAACUCAGGGAGGAGCUGGUCUUCACUGUGUGCCUUCAGGGCACCUUCACCGCCAUGGAUGACGAAUCCGUCCACUGGACCAAAAGCAUCAACAUUGGCAAGCCGCUGAUCGCACGACUGGACCUGAACCGGGCCAUGCGGCGAAAUAGCUGCAUGCAGACAUGCGGGAUGCCUCACAGCCCGUCCCACAGCCCCUGUCACAGCCCCGGGCCAGAACACCACCUCCACCUCCAUUACGGGUCGCACCAGGCCCAGGACUACAGCCGCCUGUCACCACAGCACCACUACCUGGACGUCUACGAGCGUGUUCAGGGUGCAGUGGGAGGCUGUGGGGAUUCCUUCUAUGACCUCAGCAAGUCUCGCUAUGAACCUGCGUAUGACUCAGCUGCUGGGCUUUCAAGCUCACCAGGCCGGCUCAGCAUCCCUAUAGAGACCACUGACGACAUCAACGAGCUGCAGACGGUGUUCAUCAACAGUCUGCAGCUUCAGCAGCCGUGAAAAUGUCUAACAUUGUAUCUAGAUUGUAUUGUAUACUGCUGCUAUUUCUGUUACGUGUGGUGACUUAAUAAGAUUUUUAUUUUUUUUUAUAUUCUUCCACUUAAAAGCAUUAUUUGCCUCGACAAACUGAAUUCACACAUACAUUAUAAUCAUGUUAUUAAAGAUACUGGAUGCUAAUAGUCAAGAUCACAGUUCUGAUUUUUCUUCAGAGCUGGAUAUGUACCUCAUACAAACAUUUGUUUAUAAAAAUAUGAGCCAAAUGUGCACAUUUGGUCUAAGAAACAAUCUGCAGUCAGAGGAAAGUGAGGCUGGAGGAGCUCCCUCUGCUGUACAGUUAGAAUACACCAUCAGCAUAAUUUUUGUAAUAUACAACCAGAGGAGAGAAAGUCAUGGUUAAAAAUAAAAAUAAAAAACUAUUAAAAGAUUUCAUCCACUUUACACAAAGCUUUUCUUCUGUUAUUGUAUCUUGUAGCUGUCCCCCCUCAGGAUGGCAGUAGAUGGCCUCUCUAUAAGGACUUACUUCUCCUCCACCAGCUGCUCCUCUCAACUCUCUGGACCUGCUUACCGUACCUAAUGUCAGCAGCGCCUCUUAUAUCCUUGUUUGUAUCUUCAUCUGCUCCUUACUGUGAAAAGAAAAAGAAAAGAGUUCCACUCAGUGAGUUUCCUGCUGGGAUUUAAGGCGUUGUUCGCUAUCCCCCACAAGUUCAUAUUGCUGCUUUUAGAUUGUCCACUGCACACUUGAUUAGCAUUGUAAUAUAUGAAUGUAAAAUAAGAGUACAGCAAAAGUAACUUUAGGUCACUAUGAAACCCCGUGGGCCAGUAAGCACAGACAUAACAUGCUUCUUCCCAGUCCUAAUGUAUAUUCAUUUCUACAUGUGACAAUGUGGGACAUAAAGUAUUAAUCGCUUUACAUAAAAAAAAACUGUCUGUGCCAGGAUAUCCCACACAGUGACAAAAACAGCCAACCCUGCAUAAUACAGCAUGAGCAGAAAAAUAGCUUACACCUCUUUUGCUUUUAUGCAGUAAUUAUUCUCAUGAGGUAAUUUUAGUUGUUAGAGGAACAACUUAUAAAGAAACUGGAGGAUAGAGAAUAAGAAGUUGACAAAUAACUGUAAAGACAGAACGGAAAUUAGUAAUGAAAUAAUGUGGAAAGAAUAGAGAAUGGUACAAAAACAGUAUGCUAGUCUAGUAAAGAAAUUGAUUACAAAUAACCUUAAUCGAAGGAGCGUGUGAGAUGUGUGCAUAUCAAUGGUGCAUUUGACACUUUUUUAGCCUGUGCAUCCAGGACCCAAUACAUGAGGGUGUUAAACUCAGUGUUAUUAUAAAUAUUGCUUAUAGGGGUUGUUUCAUGUGGUGGAAAGAGGGCUGGAGUAUCCUACGAAAGCACAGUUACUCAAGUAGAUGUGAGAUUACUUUUGAUGAAAUCUGCCUAAGAAAAUUAUCUCUUUUAAAAUCUACUCUCCUUUAUAAACAUGGAGUACAUUAUUUAAAAUCUACUUAAACAGAAUUUCUGGUUUGAGUAUGCUCU